AGUAGGCUAUGUUUCUGUCCAGCAUAUGGCUUGCCUCCCCAAAGAGGAAGACUGCUGAUUUGGUUUCUAAAUGAAGGAUCAUCAAUAGGUCCCUGGAGGGUCGGGAUAUAUGUCUGUGGACCAGCAGCCCAGCGGACCAGCGCUGCGGAUCUAUCAACCGCCCGCUCGGCUGUUUAAACACCGAUUUAAAUCCCCUCCGUUCAGCACCAACCGAAACAAACACGUGGAUUGCAAAGGGAUCCUUCCGAAUACGCACGGUGGAGCCCGUUUAAGCAGUGGAAACAACGGAAUUCUGACCACAAGAAACUGUUUAAAUAUAUGAGUUGUGUUUUUCGAGAAUAAACAACCGAGAAGUUUCCGCAGAUUUCAAAAUGAGUGACCUGGAGGAGGAUUUUUCCAAGAUUUUAAUGUCGAAGGAGGAGAGAAUACGAGACUUGGAGAUGCGUCUGGCGGACAGGGAGGAUGAGAUCCAAGAACUGAAGAGGAAACUGCACAAAUGUCAGUCCGUUUUGCCCAGCGCCCAACUUAUGGGACCGAGGACCAGGACUCGGGCGCAAGGCAUCUCGGCGGAGCCUCAAAACUACCAAGACCUGUCGAGGCAAGCCUUUCAGAAAUAUGACAAGUCCGACUGGUCCAAAGACCUGAUCAAGGAGGCCAUCUUGGACAAUGACUUCAUGAAGAACCUGGAGCUGUCUCAGAUCCAGGAGAUCGUGGACUGCAUGUACCCUGUGGAGUAUGCCAAAGACAGCUGCAUCAUCAAGGAGGGCGAUGUGGGCUCACUGGUCUACGUCAUGGAAGAUGGUAGGGUGGAGGUGACAAAGGAGAGUGUGAAGCUGUGCACAAUGGGACCUGGGAAGGUGUUUGGAGAGCUGGCCAUCCUCUACAACUGUACUAGGACAGCAACCAUCAAGACUCUCACCAAUGUGAAGUUAUGGGCCAUCGACCGACAAUGCUUUCAGACUAUUAUGAUGAGGACGGGCCUAAUCAAGCACACUGAAUACAUGGAGUUUUUAAAAAGCGUUCCGACGUUCCAUGAACUUCCGGAGGAGAUUCUAAGCAAGCUAGCUGAUGUCCUUGAAGAGACACACUAUGAGAAUGGAGAGUACAUCAUCAGACAGGGAGCCACAGGAGACACCUUCUUUAUCAUCAGUAAGGGAAUGGUGAAUGUGACCAGGGAAGACAAGUCCAACGGGGAUCCUGUCUACCUCCGCAGCAUGGGGAAAGGAGACUGGUUUGGAGAGAAGGCCCUGCAGGGCGAGGACAUCAGGACAGCAAACGUCAUCGCUGCAGAGACCGUGACAUGUCUGGUCAUUGACAGAGACUCGUUCAAGCACCUGAUUGGAGGGUUGGAGGAGGUGUCCAGUAAAGGCUGUGAGGAUGCUGAGGUCAAGGCGAGGUACGAAGCAGAGAAUUCUUUCUUCUCCAACCUCAAUCUGGUUGACUUCAACAUCAUCGACACACUGGGGGUUGGUGGCUUUGGCCGUGUAGAGCUGGUUCAGCUGAAAAGUGAUGAGGUGAAGACGUUUGCCAUGAAGAUCCUGAAGAAGCGUCACAUUGUGGACACGCGGCAGCAAGAGCAUAUCCGCUCUGAGAAACUCAUCAUGCAGGAGGCCCACUCUGACUUCAUUGUCAGACUGUACAGGACGUUUAAGGACAGUAAGUACCUCUACAUGCUGAUGGAGGCUUGUCUGGGAGGAGAGCUGUGGACCAUUCUUAGAGACCGGGGUUCGUUUGAGGAUUCAACCACAAGGUUCUACACAGCGUGUGUGGUGGAAGCAUUCGCCUACCUACAUUCCAAAGGCAUCAUCUACAGAGACCUUAAACCAGAGAACCUUAUACUGGACCACAAGGGCUAUGCCAAGCUAGUGGACUUUGGCUUUGCCAAGAAGAUCGAGUUUGGGAAGAAAACGUGGACGUUCUGUGGAACACCAGAAUACGUUGCACCAGAGAUCAUUCUGAACAAAGGCCAUGACAUUUCAGCUGACUACUGGUCUCUAGGAAUCCUCAUGUUUGAGCUCCUCACCGGCAGUCCUCCCUUCUCUGGCCCUGAUCCCAUGAAGACAUAUAACAUCAUCUUGAGAGGCAUUGACAUGAUCGAAUUUCCAAAGAAGAUCACCAAAAACGCUGCCAACUUAAUAAAAAAACUAUGCAGGGACAAUCCUUCGGAAAGACUAGGAAACUUGAAAAACGGUGUCAAAGACAUCCAAAAGCACAAAUGGUUUGAGGGCUUUAACUGGGAAGGUCUCAGAAAAGGAACGCUGACACCCCCUAUCAUCCCUAAUGUGAUAUCACCAAUGGACACGAGUAACUUUGACAACUUCCCAGAGGACAAGGAAGACCCACCCCCAGAUGACAAUUCUGGCUGGGACAACGAUUUUUAAAAUGUCACCCCCACCACCAAAACCAAAUUAUCUUAUGUCAUUGGCCUGGACACCGACUUCAGGAUAUAGCUGAAUUCUAAAGACUGUGGAGAGUGGAGAGAGGGGAAGUGGAGAGGGGAGUAGAGGAAGAGGACAAAAAAACGCCCUGGGUCAGCAAUAUGUCUUUGCUACAUGUGGCUCUGGCACUAGCAUGUAAUGACCAUAGUACUUUCUCAGGGUUCUCACACAUAUGCACAUGCAAGCAAAUACACAAACACACACACACAUGUGCACACACCUUACACACCUUACACACACACACACACACACACACACACACACACACACACACACACACACACACACACACACACACACACACACACACACACACACACACACACACACACACACACACACACACACACACACACACACACACACACACACACAUACCAGACCAAACUCACACAGAAACACACGAGGCAAGUCCUGGAGCUAAAACAAUGCCUAUUUAUUUAGCAGAGAGGGUGUGUGAGAAUGAGAGUAUGUACAAUAUACAUCCCAAAAUAAAGGGAACACCAACAUAAAGUGUCUUAAUAGGGUGUUGGUCUACAACAAGCCAGAACAGCUUCAAUGCACCUUGGCAUUGAUUCCACAAGUGUCUGUUGGAGGGAUGUGACAUCAUUCUUCUACGAAAAAUUCCAUAAUAUGGGGUUUAGUUGAUGGUGGUGGAAAAUGCUCCAGAAUCUCACAUAAGUGUUCAAUUGCGUUGAGAUCUGGUGACUGAGACAACCAUGUCCCGAGUGGCGCAGCGGUCUAAGGCACUGCAUCUCAGUGCUAGAGGUGUCACUACAGUCACCCGGGUUAGAAUCCAGGCUGUAUCACACCUGGACGUGAUUUGAGUCCCAUAGGGCGGUGCACAAUUGGCCGAGCGUCGUCCGUGUUUGGCCGGUGUAGGCCAUCAUUGUAAAUAAGAAUUUGUUCUUAACUGACUUGCCUAGCUAAAUAAAAAUAAAUAAAUAUAGUUUACAUAAUUUUCAUGCUUAUCAAACCAGUCAAUGACCACUCACCACCCCUGUGGAUGGGGGCAUUGUCAUCCUAUGGGGGCAUAGCCAUGGUCUGCAAAAUAAUGUCCUCCCCAGCAUUUAUAUACAUGACCCUAAGCAUGACGGGAUUUUAAUUGCUUAAUUAUCUCAGGGACCACACCUGUGUGGAAGCACCUGGUUUCAAUAUACUUUGCAUCCUUCAUUUAUUCAAGUGUUCCCAUUAUUUUGUCAGUAACUUGUAUAUGAGAGUAUGUGAGUGUAAGAACACUACAAGAACCUUUAAAACAAGUCAAAUUUAGUAUAGGGUGGAAGAUUAGUUUUCUGUUGCUGCCACGUAGCUGCACUGCUCCUAAAAGGUUGGACAGACAGACGAGCUGGGCAGGCUGGGUCCAUGUUUGGAAGGCUUUCUCUCUGCACCCUGUUUUCUCUAAAGACUCCUAUUACGGUAGCUGGUCCACAAGGUUUGGCUUACCUACAGUACAACACUGGUAUGUGGGCCUCCUCAAUAGGGAAACAGGAUCUUACCACUGAGUCUGACAAGUCAAACAGGUACCAAGUGCUCAUGAUGAACCUGAAUGUUACUGUUCUUAAUAUUACUUUUAGACACAGACAGAGUAUAGUGCCUUGCAGAAGUUUUCAUCCCCCUGGCGUUAUUCCUAUUUUGUUGCAUUACAACCUGUGGAUUUAUAUUUGGAUUUCAUGUAAUGGACCUACACAAAAUAGUCUAAAUCGGUGAACUGAAAUGAAAAAAAUUACUUGUUUAAAAAAAUUAAAAAUUAAAAAUGGAAAAGUGGUGCAUGCAUAUGUAUUCACCCCCUUUCCUAUGAAUCCCCUAACUUCAGAGGUCACAUAAUUAGUUAAAUAAAGUCCACCUGUGUGCAAUCUAAUCUAUAUACACCUGUUCUGAAAGGCCCCAGAUUCCACAACACCAGUAAACAAGGGGCCCCACCAAGCAAGUGGCACCAUGAAGACCAAGGAUCUCUCCAAACAGGUCAGGGACAAAGUACAGUACAGAUCAGGGUUGGUUUAUAAAAAAACAUCAGAAUCUUUGAACAUCCCGCGGAGCACCAUUAAAUCCAUUAUUCAUAUAUGGAAAGAUUAUGGCACCACAACAAACCAGUCAAGAGAGGGCCACCCACCAAAACUCACGGAACAAGCAAUGAGGGAAUUAAUCAGAGAGGCAACAAAGAGACCAAAGAUAACCCUGCUGCAAAGCUCCAAAUCGGAGAUUGGAGUAUCUGUCCGUAGGACCACUUCAAGAUGUACACUCCACAGAGCUGGGCUGUACGGAAGAGUGGCCAGAAACAAUCCAUUGCUUAAAGAAGAAAAUAAGCAAACACGUUUGGUGUUUGCCAAAAGGCAUGUGGGAGACUCUCCAAACAUAUGGAAGAAGGUACUCUGGUCAGAUGAGACAAAAUUUAGCUUUUUGGCCAUCAAGUAAAACAUUAUGUCUGGCGCAAACCCAACACCUCUCAUCACCCCGAGAACACCAUCUCCACAGUGAAGCAUGGUGGUGGCAGCAUCAUGCUGUGGGGAUGUUUUUCAUCAGCAGGGACUGGUAAACUUGUCAGAAUUGAAGGAAUGAUGGAUGGCGCUAAAUACAGGGACAUUUUUGAGGGGAAACCUGUAUCAGUCUUCCAGAGAUUUGAGACUGGGACGGAGGUUCACCUUCCACCAUGACAAUGACCCUAAGUAUACUCCUAAAGCAACACUCAAGUGGUUUAAGGGGAAACAUUUAAAUGUCUUGGAAUGGCCUAGUCAAAGCCCAGACCUCAAUCCAAUUGAGAAUAUGUGGUAUGGCUUAAAGAUUGCUGUACACCAGUGGAAGCCAUCCAACUUUAAGCAGCUGGAGCAGUUUUGCAUUGAAGAAUGGGCAAUAAUCUAAGUGGCUAGAUGUGCCAAGCUCUAUAGAGACAUACCCCAGGACUUGCAGCUGUAAUCACUGCAAAAGAUGGAUCUACAAUUUAUUGACUUUGGGGGAGGGUGAAAAGUUAUGUGUAACGGAUGUGAAACGGCUAGCUUAGUUAGCGGUGUGCGCUAAAUAGCGUUUCAAUCGGUUACGUCACUUGCUCUGAGACCUUGAAGUAGUAAUUCCCCUUGCUCUGCAAGGGCCGCGGCUUUUGUGGAGCGAUGGGUAACGAUGCUUCGAGGGUGACUGUUGUCGUUGUGUGCAGAAGGUCCCUGGUUCGCGCCCGGGUAUGGGCGAGGGGACGGUUUAAAAUUAUACUGUUACAUAUGCACGCUCAAGUUUUCCAUUUUUUUGUCUUAUUUAUUGUUUGUUUCACAAUAAAAAAUAUUUCGCGUCUGCGAAGUGGUAGGCAUUUGUGUAAAUUUGUGUAACUUUGUGCAUUUGUGUAAAUCAAAUGAUACAAACUCCCCCAAAAUCAAUUUUAUUUCCAGGUUGUAAGGCAACAAAAUAGGAAAAAUGCCAAGGGGAGUGAAUACUUUCGCAAGCCAGUGUAUAUGUACAUAUUAUAUGAAGUUACAAUCUCACACAUACACAGCUGCUACACCCAUCUACUUUACUCAUUCAUGUACAAUGUAUAUAACAGCUACUGUACUUACCUUAAAAAAACACUAUUUCUGUUCUGUGUUUCUGAUAGAAAAAUUGUGACCUUUCACAUAUUAAUUCUUCAUUUCUUGAAAGCAAUUUGUAAUUACGCAGUUAUGAACUAAUUUAACCAACAACAAUAACUAAGAUACUCAGAUCAACUUUUAUUUCACAGGCAUAGGACAAAUAGUUAAUAAAGAUGUAAUUUAAACGUCCACUACAUUUGUUUUAGGCUUAGCUACACAUCAACCUUAUGUAUGGCAAAUGUCUGACAUCCUCAUCCUCUGAGUUGCUCUGUCAUCAUGUAGCUGCUAACCAAUCAAUAUAAAUACCAUCCCUUCAAUUGGGUAAGUCAUAUUUUCACUCCACAAUAGUUUAAUUUACCACUUUUAAUGGGGUUUUAAUGCCUUCAGUGCUGUCGUUUCUACUGUACUGUAAAUAUAGGUGCUGUAUUAAAUAUGAAUGG
This is a messenger RNA of Oncorhynchus keta (chum salmon), 6426 nucleotides long. Its product is annotated as cGMP-dependent protein kinase 1-like. Gene Ontology annotation, biological process: protein phosphorylation. The transcript has 18 exons. The coding region runs from base 372 to 2381 and encodes 669 amino acids. Gene Ontology annotation, molecular function: ATP binding; cGMP-dependent protein kinase activity. Lineage: Eukaryota; Metazoa; Chordata; Actinopteri; Salmoniformes; Salmonidae. The record is from RefSeq and is a predicted model, not a curated record.